GCCUUUUGCUUUGAAAUGAAAACUGUGCAUAUUCGGAACCUGCAGAAUGUAUUAUCAUAUUAACGACGCUAGGCAGACAGAACUUCGCUAUAAACUCUGAAUGUUGCAUUAUAAAGAGCAGGAGUGAACCAGUACAUUUGUUAAGAUGUCGCAGAUAAAUCGGCACCUCAUUUUUUCUGGAACUGAAAAAGUUCAACAGAGAGUGUGUUCCUUUCUAUGACGUGUCCCUUAAAUAUCUCAUUAUAUUAAACUUUCAACCUUGAGUGUUCAAACCCUGAACGUCUCAUGUUUCUGUGGUGAAAAACUGUGAGACAGCAGCAGAGUGCAGCAUCUUCUCCUGUAGCAGUUUUAUUAAAGACAAGCAAAGUGCAGUUUCAACAGACACCUGAGAAUUAGAGAUCAGCACUCUGUUUGCUGUGUACUGGUGUUAUCAUGGAAGUUUCACUUUCAGUCACAUUUCGUAGCAGUUGUAAGUCAAAGAAACAAUAAAUACAUAAACCUUAAUGAGUGGACUAGCCGGAAAAAUCCUGACUAUGGGCAUCACUGGUGUAACUCCACAUUAACAGUUGCAGACUACUCAACUUUUCAUUUCAGGAUGAAUAUUUGGGUUUGAUAGUGUAACAAUACGUACAAUAAUCUCACUUCAGAAACUUCAAACCAGUUUGAGUCUGGGAAGUUCAUUGGAAUGGUUUCUAAUAAAGUACAACAUAAAAUGAACCCAUAUACAUCAAUAUAUCAUUUAAGUGGAAUGAAAACAAAUAAUGAAUAUAGUCAUGAUAGACUGUGUAGUGAUCCAGGUGUGAUGAGUUUAAAGAAUCUAAAAUAGUUUCUGUAUACUAAUAUGAUAUGUACACUAGUAACUGUGUAUAGUUUGUGUUUGUACAGGAACAGCCCUCACAGACGCUCAAUGCUCUUACUGCAGUGACAGAACAUUCUCUGAUGGGAAACGUACGUCUUGUCGACCACACACACAAUGUGAAUCACAAAACCUUCAGCUGAUGCAACCAGGAACAGCUUCAACCGAUGCUGAAUGUGGAAAUGACAUUUUGAAAGAGGCACCAGCUGCAAUCAUCGUUUCAGUGGUUGUUUUGGUGGUUGGUUCAUUAGUCGCCUUUUUUUUAUGCAAAAGACAUUGUGCAGGUACGAUGUGUGUGUGUGGUGGAAGAAAAUGUUCUCGUGGAUGAUAAGACCUCUGUCAAGUCAUGAUGUCGUUGAUUGAGAGUUUUUUUUUGGUUUUGUUUCUGUUAAAGAAAAAGAUGGAGGCUCUAAAUAAAUAAAAAACGCUGUGGCACUGGUGCGUGAUUCUGCCUGAUGGAUGCAGGCGAAUGGAAGGAUGAGGAGGAAGCGAGGGUUCAGCGAUGACUGAUCAGCUGAUAUAGAUUCUAUUGAACUGUGAUCUUUGGGCUGAAAAAUCUUGUCAUUUCGUCCUGUUAUAGAGGAUUUCUUGGGGACUGGGAUGAUGGUAGAGCAUUUGAAGCAGGAGGGGAAUUCACACAGCUUCAGUGAUCGGUUGAAGAUCUGUGUGAAGAUUUGCGCCAACUGGUCAACACAGACUUUCAGGCAGGAGGGUGACACAUCGUCUUAGCCUAGUACCUUCCUGAUUUUCUGAAUGUGAAAGACCAGAUUCACAUCAUUUUCACAGAUCCUGCAGGCCGGUGGGGGGUCAGUUUGGAGAGGUGAGGAGGUGGCAGAUGAUGGAGGUGGUUGUUUGAUGUCAGGGCAGUUGGGGGGUGUGAAAGUUGGCUUAUAGAAGCUGCAGUAGAUAACAUUCAGGUCGUCGGUCAUGUGUGGUGAUUAAACUUUAUUCUAAUCAAUGCUGUGAAUACUUAUUUUGCUGAUGUGCUUCCAUUACAUGUGGCAUCUAUUUCACUUUUGUCCUUCCUAAGAGGUAUCCCUCACAUGUGGCUCUCUCUGAGGUUUCAAAGUACUUUUGAAGCUGAUUAAAGGUUUUUCUUGGUAGAUUUUCUUUACUAUUGUUGAGGGUUAAGGGCAGAUGAUGUCAAACCUUGUUAAGCCCUAUAAGACAAAUUGUGAUCUGUGAAAAUGGGCAAUACAAAUCACAUUUGAUUGAUUGAAUAAGGUCUAAACAUUUGCUCAUUCGAAUAUAUUACAAUAUUUUCAGGCAAGCAUUUCUUAAACUCCUCAAGUUGCACUCUCAAGUUCCUAAAUCUGAAAUUUGUUUCGAUAGCAUGACACCAUUUAUCAGAUAAUGUGCUCUUUUCAUUUACAAACUUGCCAUAAAUUUGGUUGACAGCAUGUUUACAGAACAUGAACCAAAGCUGGUAGAUUUUACCUUCUCAUAAUCUAGGAUCUGGUCUAGAUUAAGGCUGUUAGAUACUUACUGCGCUUUACCUUGUAAUUUGCAUUGCAACAAUAUUGACCACUGUCACUAACAACACACAUCCUUUGGCCAGUGUAAAGCAUACAAGAAUAGGAAUCAACUUCUGGUUCUCUGAACGGAGAUACAAGUGCCAUAUGUCUGCUGAUAUCAAUGUGAGGUGGGGAAAACUGCAUUGCAUUGUCCUGAGCUUUUUUGGCAUUUAAAGGCACUUGUACUUUAUAGAAAUUGGCAACACCACUAAUCUGCCUUUUUACACUUUUUAACAGAGGAGUCUGUGGUAAAAUCAUCUAACUGAAACUCCAUACUAACUGUACAAAGACAAAAUACUGGCAACUGAUGCAAAGGACAUUUCAUAUGACCUUGGGGUCUCAUGACAAAUCACAUGCCUUUGAUCUUAUCAAGGAGAGUCCUUUGACCUGCUCAUCAAAGUGAUUCAGCAGGUCAACAUUCACAUUACAUUUACGUUAUAUUCCAAACGUCGCCUCUAUUCAAAAGUCACAACUUAAAUACAGCCAACCAACCUAUUGAACUCAAAUCUGUUAACAAACCAAUGGUCAACAUCCAGCCCAUAACCUUAAAUCCUAGAAACAGUCACCAUGGGCUGUACGAAAUCCUGCAGGGAAGAGAAGAGGUACCCACUGGGGACCAGCUCUCAUUUACAUACUUUUAUGAAACCAACCAUCACUUACUUGCGGAAAACACAGACAUUUGACACAACCUCAACAACCAUGACUCCAGAAUGUAAGGGCUUUUUGUAUUGUUUCUGUAUUUGUUAUUAGAUACUCAGAUUGGGGUCUUUUCUGAUUUCCUUGUGAGAAUACGAGAAAAAUCUACAUGUUUCCGAAUGAGCAGAUGUUCUGAGAAAUUUCAAGAAAUACUUGACAAAAUACGAGCAGAAGGAAAUCAAGGACUACAAACAGGUGUGGUACAUUGGAAAGCAGGCCAAAAAGAUUGAUGCCUCCCAAACUCGGCAUUCCAACUCUGGUUAUGACACUAAGGAAGGAAUCUACAGAGCAGUAAGUGCUUAAGUCUUUACUCUACAGAGAAAAACAAAUUUAUCAAUAGAUUAUAUAAAAACAUAAAUUUGUAAUUCAUUAUUAACUAGUUACUAUUUAUUAAUAUCCGCAUAAAAUAGUAUUGCUUUAGAAUUACAAUGAUUUGAAAAAAUACAAACUCAUCCCUUCAAAAAGAAGUAGAUACGAUAUUGGAUAUUGGUUUAUUUUUUCCUAGAUAUAAUAUGUAUAAACUUUCGAUGAAUAUAUAACUCUUUAAUCCAAAGCUCAUCAAUGACCACUUGGGCUACCGCUAUCAGAUCCUGGAGGUGCUUGGGCAAGGCUUCUCUGGACAGAUCCUCAAAUGCAUGGACCACAAGCCCAUGCACCUUGUGGCCAUCAAGGUCAUUAGAAACAAGGACAUUGUUCAUGACUUGGCAAUGCCUGAAAAGGACAUUUUGAAAGCCUUGCAGCAGUUUGACAAGGAUAACUCAGCCAACACCGUCUAUAUGAAAGAGAAAUUCUACUUCCGCAGUCACCUGUGCAUAAUUUUCGAUCUCUUUCUUACGGACCAACAUGGAUCAAACCACACCAACGAGAGUGAAUUCACAGUCGAAGAGCUGAAAAAAUACACCAUGGACAUGUUGGAAUGUCUAAAGCUGCUUAAGGAGAAGAUUGUCCAUAGUGACAUCAACUCGAAAAUGUCCCCCACGAAAGGCAAGAGGUCAGUACUGAGCCCAAAGACUAAUGCCAAAAACAGGGUCUGUCCUACAGUCCUAAUAUCAAUCGCCAAGGGCUCUCAGAAAACCCAAAUUGAUUUAAGCCACAAACAGCAAUCUGCCCUGCCCGGGGGCAAGAAGAAGAGACCACUGGGGCCCAGCUCCCAGUCACCUACUGUUAUGAAACCCACCGUCACUCGCCUGCAGACAACACAGUCAGUCAGCGAGACAUCCUCUACCAUAAAACCAGCCAUGUCUCCUGAAUAUAUUCUGGACAAUUUUAAGGAAUACUUGACAAAUUAUGAGCAGAAAGAAAUCAAGGACUACAAACAGGUGUGGUACAUUGGAAAGCAGGCCAAAAAGAUUGAUGCCUCAAAAAUCCAGCCUUCCAACUCUGGCUAUGACACUAAUGACGGAAUCUACAGCGCAAUUGUUAACGAUCAUUUGGCCUACUGCUAUCAGAUCCUGGAGGUGCUUGGGCAAGGCUACUCUGGACAGAUCCUCAAAUGCAUGGACCACAAGACUAAUCAGCUUGUUGCCAUCAAGGUCAUUAGAAACAAGGACAUCAUUUAUCAGACGGUAUUGCCUGAAGUGAAGAUUCUAGAAGCCCUGCGAGAGUCUGACAAGGAUAACUCAGCCAACAUUGUCCAUAUGAAGGAGAAAUUCUACUUCCGCAGUCACCUGUGCAUCAUUUUUGAUCUCUUUCUGAAGGACCUUCAUGAAUUAUGCCACACCAACAAGAUUAAAGUCACAGAGGAAGAGCAGAAGAAAUACACCAUGGAAAUCCUGAAAUGUCUACAGCUGCUUAGAGAGACGAAGAUUGUCCAUGGUGACCUUAAACCAGAAAACGUGCUGAUCUACAAAAAGGAUGAUGAGAUGCACAUAGCAGUCACUGACUUUGGAGGAAGCUACUUUAUGACAGAGGACGAUAGACCUCGUCUGUUCACUAAAGAAUACAUGUCACCGGAGCUGCUACUUGGCAAAAAGUGUGGACCACCAACCGACAUGUGGAGUCUGGGCUGCACCAUCGCUGAGCUUCACUGUGGUUUCCGUCUCUUUCAUGGACGUGACCUUCCAUAUGUCUUCAACAGGAUAAUGGAGGUGCUGGGUGUCCCUCCUCCUGAGUUGCUGAGGGCAGCCCCCAAAAGAAAAUUCUUCUUUGAUUCUGAUGGCAUCCCAUACAUCAGACAAUGCAGAACCAAUCUGGAAACAAAGCUGAACUCUAUUGAUGUUCAUUUCAUCAAUUUCAUUGAGCGCUGCCUUGAAUAUGAUCCAAAAAAGCGCAUGACACCAAAGCAGGCCUUGCAGCAUCCAUGGAUUCAUGAUAAGUUGAAAUGUGCAAAGAGAGCUGGAAAAAUUAUAUCAAAUGCCUCAGUGGCCUCCAGCAACAACACCUUUGCACUGUUGAAAAGGAGAAGAAUGCUUUCUCCUCUGCCCAAAAGAUUGUAGAACAAACCAGAGGUUUUCAGCAUGCUUCUUUCUUUCUCCCACCUCUGCUGUAUGCAAUUGUUGUGCAUAGGACAAUAAACUCUUGGAUCUUGGAUCUUGGAUCUUGGAUCUUGAAUCUUGAAUCUUGAAUCUUGAAUUUCCUGUCCCCAUUUCUCCUCUCACCCCAACUGGUGGGUGGAUUAUUCACAUCUAGGUGGGAAACCUGCCCCUGGACCAAAGUUCUUGCUACUAUUGGUCACUGUGUGCCUCAGGACCCAUGAGGUUACCAGAACAAUGAAGACCAAAUUCCUCCUCUGCUCUCUCUCUUAUCAUAUCUCCUCCUUCCCUCUCCCUUUUUCAUCUUCUCCUUACCCAGCUAGGGAGACAUUUUCUUUACCGAAGCUCCACGACCUCCAAGCAGGUCUGCCUGAAGCAGCAAAAAAACUUGCCAAAAAGGCAGCAGCGUGACAGCCGGCUAAAGGACUUCAACAUGAUAGCAUGUAAGGAGACCCAACUAUAUAUUUCGGACAUCCGACGUUAUGGCACAAAGACAAAAUGCAGCGUCAAAGUGCCUACCAUUGUGUCAUUUGAAGCUGACCAGGACUUGUCUUGUGAGGGUUAAUUUGUAGAAACUAUUUAUAAAAAACAUACUGUUAUUAAAGAUAGACUCACAAGAUUUUAUUUCGGCUGUACUUGAAUUUGAAUGAAACGUUAACCUUAAUUCUUGCUGUUCUGGGUUUGAAUGCACUUAUGUAAGUCGCUUUGGAAAAAAUCGUCAGCUGUAAUGUCAUUCUUCUCUAAAUUUUCUCCAGUUCCCUCUAUCACAGCUCUCUUUUCUUGAAAUCUACUGUCCUCUUUCAGUCUGUCAACUUAACUUUUCUUACUUUCUUACUAAACUUAAUUCAUAUAUUCUAACUACAGACCUGUCUCUCUCCUUCCCUUUCUUUCCAAAAUUAUUAAUCAACUUUCCUCCUAUCUUAACCACAAUAAUCUUCUUGACCCUCACCAGUCUGGUUUCAAGGCAGGUCACUCAACUGAGACUGCCCUCCUUGCUGUCUCUCAGCAGCUUCACACUGCUAGAGCAGCCUCUCUCUCCUCUGUCCUCAUCCUUCUAGACCUCUCUGCUGCAUUCGACACAGUGAACCACCAGAUCCUUAUUUCCUCCCUUCAGGACCUCAGUGUCUCAGGCUCUGCUCUCUUCCUACCUCAAUGAACGCACUUAUAGGGUAACUUGGAGAGGGUCUGUGUCUGAACCUUGUCCCCUCACUACUGGGGUCCCUCAAGGUUCUGUCCUAGGUCCUCUCCUCUUCUCUUUGUACACCAACUCCCUCGGCUCUGUCAUUCACUCACACGCUUUUUCCUACCAUAGCUAUGCCGAUCAGAAACACAGGUAGCAGCGCGAAUCACUGCCUGUCUGACCGACAUCUCUCAGUGGAUGUCUCAACACCACCUGAAGAUUAACCUUGACAAAACUGAACUUCUUUUCCUUCCAGGGAAAGACUCUCCCAUCCACGACCUGACUAUUAACUUUGACAACUCUGUGUUAACCCCCACUCAGACGGCUAGGAAACUGGGCUUAACACUCGACAGCCAACUCUCCCUUACUGCCAACAUUACUGCAACAACACGGUCCUGUAGAUUCAUGCUGCACAACAUAAGGAGAAUACGCCCCCUUCUCACUCAGAAGGUGGUGCAGGUUCUGGUCCAGGCUCUGGUCAUCUCACGUCUAGAUUACUGUAACUCCCUCCUGGCAGGUCUACCUGCUCCUGCCAUCCGACCUUUGCAGCUCAUCCAGAAUGCAGCAGCGCGACUGGUUUUUAACCAACCUAAAUUCACUCACACUACUCCUCUCCUCCGCUCCCUUCACUGGUUACCAGUGGCUGCUCGCAUCCGGUUCAAAACACUAGUACUUGCGUACCAUGCUGUGAACGGAUCCGGUCCAGUCUAUAUCCAGGACAUGGUCAAACGUUACACCCCACCCCGCUCACUCCGCUCUGCUUCGGCCAAUCAGCUUGUUGCUCCCUCACUGCGAGCUAAACACUCAUCAAAAACACGACUGUUUUCCGUCCUGGCUCCUAAAUGGUUGAAUGAGCUCCCCAUUGACAUCCGGACAUCAGAAAGUCGACACAUCUUCCGCCGAAAACUAAAAACAUACCUCUUCCGACUUUACCUUGAAUAAAAAAAAAUAAAAAAAAACACUAACAACUUUUUGAAACUAACACUUUAGUAGCACUUAAAUGGCACUUACUUAUAGCACUUUGUAGUUUUGCUUUAUUUGAAGAAAUUGUACUUUCUUGAUUCUUGUCGUCCUUGGUAUGUACCCUCGGGUUUGAAUGCACUUAUUGUAAGUCGCUUUGGAUAAAAGCGUCAGCUAAAUGAAAGGUAAUGUAAUGUAAUAUUCUCUCUUACUCACUAAAACUCUUACCUCUUAAACGCUCCUUCUGUCUUUAUGUUAUUUUAACUUUUUCUGCGAUACUCACAAACUCAUAUCUACCUCCAACGCAUUGUCUCUGUUUCUUUGUUUUCUCCCUUCCUGCCCAUCAGUCAAACUUCUGUUUUUCUGCUCUUAAAUCUACCAUGUAGUGUUGAGAUUCUCUGACCUUAGGAUAUUGGUCUAAUUAGACAUUUUCUGGUCAUUUUGAGACUGAUCAUUCUGGGCCUAAGUAGCCUUGCUCUUUUAUUGUUGAACAGUUUUGUUCGAUCUACAGUUACAGAUGACUUUUCUGUUAGAAUUAUAUUCAAGCCAAUAAGCUGCCACUUUUGUUAACAUAUAUUUUAUCUUGGUGUAGAAACAGUUGAAUCUUGAAUUCAGUACUGACUUUACUAUUUAAAUCCACCUUGUGCUCACAAUUGUAUUUUGGUGUUCAAGAUGUGAUGCAUGUUAUUAUUAAACAUGUAAUGGAAAUGUAUUGGUCCUUUAGUGGGGUCUAUGUUGACAAGUGUUGACAGGUAACAUUUUUAAAAUGUAAAAUAAUAAGUUACAUCAGCUUUAAGUUGAGUUAACAAAAGAACAACUUGAAAGUAAUUACAAUUAAGAACAUUAUAAGUUCUAUCAACUCUGAAUUAAGUUAACAGAAGUACAGUUGCAAUCAGAAAUAUUCAACCCCCCAACAGAUUUUAAGGAUUUAUCAAUUACAGUUUUUUCAAAGAGCAGGUUCUGCUUCUUUGAUGAUUUCUUUAUGAGUUGAGUGAUACAUAAAAUCAACACAGAAAAUGCAUGAUGUAGUAUUUGUGUGGAAAAGUAUAUUUAGUUAAGAUUAUUCAACCCCUUGAUGUUUUUAAAGCUAUUUGACAGUUUUUAUGGCCUAAAGUGGAGUUGAAACAUAAUUAAGCCUUUGGGAAAUCUAUAUUGAUCCUUUAUUGGCUUCAGCUGUGAAGCAUAUAUAAAUCCCACCCAUGAAGGUAUUCAAGGUGAGUUGCAACCAUUGGAAAGACAAAGGAGCUUCCACAAAAGCUGAGAGAAGAGAUUAUUUCAUCAAACCUGAAGGCCUCGGGUAUAAGAAGAUUUCCCAAAAAUGUAUAUUCUAAGACACACCAUUGGGAGCAUUAUAAGGAAGUUUAAAACGUAUGGAGAAGCUUCAAACCCGCCUAGCCGUGGAAGAACGCCCAAUAUUUCAUCAAGGGCCCUCAGCAACAGUCAGAACAACUAAGAGAAACCCCUGUAUGACUGCAAGACACCUACAGGAUGACCUGAUGAAGGCUGGUACAAGUGCUUCAGUGGAAACAAUAAGACAUGCAUUCAAUAAACAAGGACUUCAAGGCCGGACUUCAAGAUGCAGUCAGCUCUUUACCACAAGGAACAUCAAAAGUCGACUAAGACGACUGAGUUUUGGGUGACAGUUCUAUGGACUGAUGUAACCAAACUGGAACUAUUUGGACGAGCGGUAUGUCUUGCAUGUGAAAGACCAGGCUUAUGACCAGGAGAAUACCAUCCCAACGGUCAAGCCUGAUGGUUGGUCAUUGAUAAUGUUGGGUUGUUUUUCUGCCAACAUUAUCAAUAUCAGUACAAUCUUGAUUGUGUACCUGGCAUCAUGGAAUCUCAGAAAUACCAGGCCAUUUUAAGGAGGAAUAUGAUGCCUUCUGUUAAAGAAGGCAGUUGCAGCACGGAAGCCAUCAUACAUCCCUGAGCUAGGGGCUUUUGCACAUGAAAAAUGGGCAAAGAUUCUGAUCGAGAGGUGUAAGAAGCUUGUCAGCACUUACCGAAAACGUUUGUUAGAAGUUAUAAAAGGAUUUAUGGAGGAUGGGCCACAAAGUACUGAAGCUGGGAGUUGAACAUUUUUCAUUUGAACAUCAAAGUUAAGUUAACUUCUGUUGUCAAAAUCAUUCAAAUUUAUCAAUAAAUAAUUAUUUAUUAUUUAUUGUCA
This is a messenger RNA of Platichthys flesus (European flounder), 9844 nucleotides long. RefSeq names its product dual specificity tyrosine-phosphorylation-regulated kinase 4-like. Gene Ontology annotation, cellular component: nucleus. NCBI's taxonomy places the organism in Eukaryota, Metazoa, Chordata, Actinopteri, Pleuronectiformes, Pleuronectidae. Bases 3702 to 5501 code for a protein of 599 amino acids. The transcript is spliced from 15 exons. Gene Ontology annotation, molecular function: protein serine/threonine kinase activity; protein serine/threonine/tyrosine kinase activity; ATP binding. Gene Ontology annotation, biological process: peptidyl-serine phosphorylation; peptidyl-threonine phosphorylation. The record is from RefSeq and is a predicted model, not a curated record.